Molecule: messenger RNA, 1080 nt
Organism: Aspergillus tanneri
Lineage: Eukaryota; Fungi; Ascomycota; Eurotiomycetes; Eurotiales; Aspergillaceae
Exons: 3
Coding region: 1-1080 (359 amino acids)
Biological process (GO): regulation of DNA-templated transcription
Molecular function (GO): DNA-binding transcription factor activity
Source: RefSeq, a predicted model, not a curated record
AUGCAUCAAACCGAUCGCGUGAAGAAACGUGGAAGACCCAGGAUGCCGACCGAAGCAGAAGCAAAGGAUCGACGUACGCAAGUUCGUCACGCACAACGCGCCUAUCGACUAAAAAAAGAGGCCAUGUUCCGCCAGAUGAAAGAUCGCGUCGCGGAGCUCGAGAACGCCGUCGGCCGCAUUUCCGACUCGCUGUUUCGUUUCCACGAAAUGGCCAUCCAGUCGGAUCUGCACAUCACGCAUCCGGAUCUCUUCCAGCAGAUCAACAAUACUCUGGCUCACAUCCAGAUGGAGAGUAAAGAGCUAGGCAUCCAAUCCACAAAUCAUCAGUCCCCUGCGCUUCGGACGAAUGACUCCGGUCCCAGCUUUGGCUACCUGAUCCACCGGGAUCAACAGAUCGACACCAACAAGUCCAUCUCGUCCGUCCCUAGAUCACUAGCCAUCGGCACCCUCAGUCUCCACGAGACGAUAUUCUCGCGACGCCUGCACCGCUACUGUCUCGAAUACGCCUGGCGCCUUUUCAUCGACGCGCGGUCCAAUCCCCAGGACGUCUACCGGGUAUUCCGGUUGGUGCCUUGCAUCCGAUACAAGGACAAGAUGACGCCGUAUUUCCGGUGUCUAGUGCGCGGAGGAGCGCACGAGUCGCUGGAUCUCCCCGCUGUGCCAUUCUACUGCAUCGGGGGCGCAGGCACGCACUAUCCGCGGAAAAAAGACGACGGCACGCCCAUCUAUCCUGAGAAUAUGCGUCUUCCGCGACGGAUAUUGGGUCUGUCGAGUUCGACGUCCGGAGACGCUCACGACGAACGGGAAGAGAAGCUGAAAUCAUUGGGGUUGCAUGGGACAUGGCUCGAUUGUCAUGAUGUCCAGGGGUAUUUGGAAGAAAGGGGACUGGUAUUGGAGCUAUCGGGUGCUAGGAUGGAUGUGCAUGGACCGGAUGGUCAAUCGCGAUUGACGCUCCAUGUGGAGGAGUUCUUUCGAUUGCUUCUUAAGAAGAUGAUGAUCUUAGGUCGAGCCCCGGGGUUUCGCCUCGAUGAUGUGGAAUGCGCCUUCCAGGAGACUGCGAGGAUGUCGGGUCCAGCAUGA